Anthonomus grandis grandis is the source of this 1375-nucleotide messenger RNA. RefSeq names its product major facilitator superfamily domain-containing protein 9-like. The coding region runs from base 137 to 1327 and encodes 396 amino acids. Gene Ontology annotation, molecular function: transmembrane transporter activity. The record is from RefSeq and is a predicted model, not a curated record. The transcript has 5 exons. Gene Ontology annotation, biological process: transmembrane transport. NCBI's taxonomy places the organism in Eukaryota, Metazoa, Arthropoda, Insecta, Coleoptera, Curculionidae.
CGCCGUAGCACAUAAUUACUUAAAAUAAAUUUGGAUCAUCAUAUUCGAUCCAUGUUAUUAUCACACAUGCUGCGAAGAGGCAUGCAACAUAUUUUAUUAACAAAUUUUUAGCGUCACUGAACAACCACUUUUCAUAAUGAUUUGGCUGUAUACUUUGUUUGCAUUGGAAAUUUUGAAUAUAGCAGUCUUUCUUCCAGUCUUUGGUGCAUUUGCCCGAUCCUUGGGUGUAACACCAUCUACUCUUAGCUUUAUAGAUUCAAGUUGUGCUUUGAUUUCUCUACUUUGGAACCCGGUUAUUGGAAGUUUAAGUGACCAGAUUGGUAGGAAAGGACUUUUGAUAAAAUGUUUAGCAGCAAGUGUGAUCGGCAGUAUUAUUAUGGCCGUCUCCCCUUCUCUUCCAGUAGCUUUUGUAGGACGAUUAAUUGGAGCAUUUGGUGGGUCAGUAGGGAUCCUUUUGAGAUCUAUCGUAGGAGAUAUUUACGAAUCACCAGAUGAUAAAAAGACGUUCUUCAGCCGUUGCGCGCCAUUUAUUUCAGUGGGAUUUUUAGUUGGUGCACUGUCAGGUGGAUUUUUAAGUGAAGCACAACAUGGCUAUAGACUAUCAUUUUUACUUAUGGCGAGUGUGAUGGGGACUGCUGCCAUCUUGGCCCAAUGCUUUAUACCAGAUGACACAAAAUCUAUAUCCAAGAAGUCAUCAAAAAAUAAGAAAAAUCAAUCCCUUUUAAAAACUGGCUUAAAUGAACUAAAAAAUGCCUCUGCCGAUCUAAAAAGCUUAUCCUGGUCUAAAUACAAAAACAUAUUCAUUAUUAAAGCAUCUUAUGACUUUGCCACUUCUUUAAUUAUGACCAAUGUUGGUUUAAUUUUAUUAAACGAAUAUGAAAUUCAAGGACGUUAUUUGGGUUACACAUUUUUACUAAUUAGUGUCAUUUCUAUAAUAGCAAAUAUACUACAUCUAAGGCUUAAGAGCAUGUUUGAUAAUAUCUCGGAUUAUGACAUUUUAAUGAAAGGUGGUUUUGCAAUAAUAAUAACUUUUAUUGGAAUGAGCAUUCCUAGUUCCGUUUUUGUAUUUUUGUUUUUCCUAGCAGGCAUGUUCAUGGUGAAAGUCUUUGUGGAUACGACAUUAGUUCAAAUGAUAACCACUAACACUGAAGAAAAUGAUCGCGGAAAGGUUAUCGGAGCCUUUGAAAAUCUGGUGCCCUUAUCACGAUUUUUUGCACCACUGGUGUGUGGGCUGUUAACUGGAAUUUGCGGCCAUAGGUUAUUAAUAUUGUCAGCUUCAAUGCCAUUGAUAUAUUCUAUAAUUAUCGCUAAAAGCAAAAUAGAAUAAAAUAAUGCUUGUAAUUUAUUAAUAAAGCAACAUUGUUAUAUUAUUACA